This is a messenger RNA of Morone saxatilis (striped sea-bass), 1985 nucleotides long. It is a transcript of the gene prkcsh, whose product is annotated as protein kinase C substrate 80K-H. The coding region runs from base 162 to 1757 and encodes 531 amino acids. Gene Ontology annotation, molecular function: calcium ion binding. NCBI's taxonomy places the organism in Eukaryota, Metazoa, Chordata, Actinopteri, Moronidae. The record is from RefSeq and is a predicted model, not a curated record. The transcript has 18 exons. Gene Ontology annotation, cellular component: glucosidase II complex. Gene Ontology annotation, biological process: liver development; N-glycan processing.
CGGAACUAGGCGCUGUGUUGACCGGUAAUGAUUAGCAAUUAGCUUGUUUUUAGAAAAGAUUGCAAAGAUUGUACAUUUUUUUUACCUACGUUAUUAACCUUGCACACUAGAGGUGCAGCUGAACCUUUGAACCAACUGUGACCGUGUGGAGCUGCACUAUCAUGAAGUCCUGUCACUACCUGCUGCUGCUGCUCAGUGUGGGAGUCUCGGCCGUGGAAAUCCAACGCCCUCGCGGUGUCCCUCUAUCGAAACGGCAGUUCUAUGAGGAGGGAAAACCUUUUACUUGCCUGGAUGGUAGCCGCACUAUUCCCUUUGACAGAGUGAAUGAUGACUACUGUGACUGCCACGACGGUUCUGAUGAACCAGGUACGGCUGCUUGUCCCAAUGGUAGCUUCCACUGUACCAAUGCAGGUUUCCGACCAGCCUUCAUCCCUUCCUCCCGCAUCAAUGACGGAAUCUGUGACUGCUGUGACACCACAGAUGAGUACAACAGUGGUGCAACCUGUCAGAACACCUGCAGGGAGUUGGGGCGCAAAGAGAAGGAGAGCCUGCAGAAGAUGGCAGAGAUCGCUAAGGAGGGCUUUCUGCUUAAACAACAAAUUAUCCAGGAGGCCAAGAGGGGCCUAGAGGAUAAGAAGGCCAAACUUGCAGAUGUUCAGACCAGUAAGAAGGAUCUGGAAGAUAGGGUGGAAGCUCUAAGAACUGUAAAGGAGACUGCAGAGCAGCCAGAGAAAGAAGCGAAAGAGCGCCAUCUGAAGGCCUGGGAAGAGGAAAAAGCUGUCAUUCGCAUGGAGAAGGACAAGGCUAGAAUGGCUGAGGUGUUUCUUGAACUGGAUGAUGAUGCAGAUGGCUUUAUCUCAGUGGCUGAGCUUCUGUCCCAUUCUGAGCUCGACCCAGAUUCAGAUGGUUCCUUCACAGAAGCAGAUGCCCAGGGACUGUUAGGAGGAGUGGACAAAGUGGACACAGUAGCAUUCGAGUCUGUUUGGAAUAACAUCAAAGAAAAAUACAUAUCAGAGGCCAACGCAGACACCCCAGCACCAGUGGAGACUCCACAGGAGGAGAUGAGGGAGCCAGUCUCCGACAAUGACUCUGAGCAGUACCCUGAAGAUGACAUCCCAGAGGAAGAAGAGGAGGAGGAUGAAGAGGAUGAAGAUGAUGACCCAGAUGAGGCAGACUAUAAGAGCCCUCCUACGACACAGACUCAAGAAAAGAAGGAUGACGAUGAUGAGGGGACUAUGCCACCCUACGACCAACAAACGCAGACCCUCAUUGAUUCUGCUCAAAAAGCCAGGAAUGAGUUUGAUGAGGCUGAGAGAGCUCUCCGGGAAGUGGAUGAUCAGAUCAGGAACCUUGAGAAGGAAAUCUCCUUUGACUUUGGACCCAAUGCUGAGUUUGCCUACCUCUAUAGCCAGUGUUAUGAGUUGUCUACUAGCGAGUACAUCUACAGGCUCUGUCCAUUCAACAGAGUAUCCCAGAAACCCAAGUAUGGUGGAUCAGAAACUAACCUGGGAACAUGGGGGAAAUGGGCAGGUCCUGAGGAUAAUGUCUACGCUGUGAUGAAGUAUGAACAUGGAACAGGGUGCUGGCAAGGUCCAAACAGAUCCACCACGGUUAAGUUAACGUGCGGAAAGGAGACAGUUGUGACAUCUACCUCAGAGCCCAGUCGAUGUGAGUAUCUGAUGGAGUUCAUCAGUCCUGCUGUCUGCCAGGAGCCCCCAAGUCUGGAUUUCGGGGCUCAUGAGCAUGAAGAGCUCUAGAGCUACUUGAUUUGUUGUUCUUGAGGGACCACAGUCACCGCAGCAACAUGGAAGUUGCCAUGCCGUGAGCGCCACCAUAAUCAAGAAUAAACAAUGGAAAUUCCAAUUAGUUGUUAUGUUGUCUGCACAUCCAAUUUUUCGCUAGUCCUUGUUGUCUUGUGUCCGUGAUUUGUGUCACAUGUAGUCAUUCCAUGGUUUUCAAAUAAACAUACUUUUAUUAUAUUCCAA